Molecule: messenger RNA, 4022 nt
Organism: Cryptomeria japonica (Japanese cedar)
Lineage: Eukaryota; Viridiplantae; Streptophyta; Pinopsida; Cupressales; Cupressaceae
Product: pentatricopeptide repeat-containing protein At5g66520
Exons: 1
Coding region: 241-2580 (779 amino acids)
Biological process (GO): RNA modification
Molecular function (GO): zinc ion binding; protein binding; RNA binding
Source: RefSeq, a predicted model, not a curated record
UAACACAGGUCAAAAACCUUCAAAGAGCUUUUACAUGAAUGACUAAACAAAUAUACAAGGCAAGUCCACUGGAGGAACUCGUAAGUAAAAAGAUCUCUUUAUUUAAAUGACUGCGAAAAAAAUAAUGUAACUUAGGCUGUUGCAAUAUACUUUUAAAUGAACUGCAAAUCCUUCGUGUUACACCAAGAUGGUAAUUACAGAGGCCUGUUUCGCUAUAGAUUAUAGCUGCAAAAAAAAUCAAUGGCUACCUUGCAGCCGCUGAAGAAACAUAAGAAAAUGGCAUUGCUCGUUGGUUUAACGCUUCAACAGCAUAGGAAAAUGAAUGGAACCACUGCUCUUCAAAAAAACCUAGGCCACGGUCAAACUAACUUUAACGAGAAAGUGAGAUCUCUUUGUAAACAGGGACAACUAAAAGAAGCUAUAAACAUAUUGCAAAUUAUGAACCAGCGAGUAGAACCUUCUACAUAUUCGUGCCUUCUGCAAAGCUGUAUCAAGAAAAAAGCACUUUCAGAGGGAAAACUAAUCCAUGCGUAUUUGAAUAGAAGAGGACUUACGUCAGAAACGUUUCUGUUUAAUACGCUUAUCACCAUGUAUGGCAAGUGUGGAAGCUUAUCGGAUGCUCGUGAAGUGUUUGAUGAAAUGCCUGAACGAAAUGUGAUUUCAUGGACUGCCAUGAUUUCGGCCUAUGCUAGCAGUGAGCAAGCUGAAACGGCACUAGGGUUGUUUUCCCAAAUGCAGUGGACAAACGUUCAACCCAAUCACUUUACCCUCUCCGCCAUUCUUUCUGCAAUUGGUAGGGUGGCAUCUCUGGAGCAGGGACUGGAAGUCCAAGCACAAGCAGUUAGAAGAGGACUGCAGUCAGAUUUAUUUGUUGGGAAUGCCCUUGUAGAUAUGUAUGUAAAAUGUGGAAGCAUGGAGGAUGCACUCCAUGUGUUUGACACAAUGCCGCAACAGGAUGUCGUGUCAUGGACAAGUAUUAUUGCAGGGUGUGAGCAGAAUGGGUUCAUUGAAGAAGCCCUAGAGAUGUUCCGUCAAAUGCAGCAAUUGGGAGUGAUGCCGAACUUGAAAACCUUCACAAGUGCUCUCUCAGCCUGCGCCAGCUUGUCAGCUCUGGAACAAGGUGUUGAAAUCCAUAAUCAGUUAAAUAGAAGUGGAUUAAAGCAUGAUAUCUUGGUGGAAAACGCUCUUGUAGAUAUGUACGCAAAAUGUGGAAAGAUAGAGAAGGCGCGUGAUUUGUUUGAUAAAAUGCCGCAGCGGACUGGCAUAUCAUGGACAGCCAUGAUUGCAGGAUAUAUGAUAAAUGGUCAGGUUGAAGAAGCCGUAAAGGUCUUUGAGGAAAUGCCAGAGAAGAUUACAGCACCUUGGACGGCAAUGAUUGCAGGAUAUGCACAUAAUGGACAUUGUAAAGAAGCCGUGGAGCGUUACCAACAAAUGGAACUUGCUGGUGUAAAGCCGGAAUUGAAGACAUUUGUCAGUGUUCUACCAGCGUGUGGCAAGUUGGCUGCUCUGGAACAGGGUAAGAGGAUACACAAGGAAAUUGUUAGAAGGCAAUUAGAGUCCCAUCCUACCGUUUCAAAUGCUCUUAUGGACAUGUAUGCUAAAUGUGGAAGCAUUAAAGAAGCACGCUAUAUUUUUGACAAAAUGCAACAUAAAGAUGGUGUGUCCUGGACAUCUAUAAUUGGAGGAUAUGGGAUGAAUGGCUGUGCGAAGGAGGCCCUCAAUCUCUUUGAAGAGAUGCAACAUUCUAGCACAAACCCAUGCCUUGUCACUUUUCUUUGUGUUUUACAUGCAUGUUGUCACGCCGGCCUAGUGACUGAAGGAAAAAAAUAUUUUGAUUGCAUGACUCAAAAUUAUAACCUUACACCAGCUAUGGAGCAUUAUGGCUGCAUGGUUGACCUUCUUGGCCGUGCGGGGAAUCUUGAUGAGGCAGAAGACUUUAUCAACAAAAUGCCAUUAAAGGCCGAUGCUAAAGUGCUGGGUUCUUUGCUUGCUGCCUGUAGAGUUCAUAAAAAUGUAGAUUUGGGAGAGCGUGUUGCAAAUCACCUUUUUGAAUUGAAUCCCCAAAAUGAUUUCCCUUAUGUCUUGCUAUCAAACAUUUAUGCAUCUGUUGGAAACUGGGAAGGCAUUGAAAAAGUGCGGAAAAUGAUGAAAGAGAAAAAGGUGAAAAAAACUCCUGGAUGCAGCUGGAUUGAGGUCAAUAGAAAAAUUCACACUUUCCUGGUAGGAGAUAGGUCGCAUCCUGAAACAGAGAAAAUAUAUGAGACGUUAGAGAUAUUAUCCAUGCAAAUGAAGGCAUUAGGAUAUGUUCCCGACCUAAGCUUUGUCUUGAGUGAUAUUGAGGAAGAGCAAAAAGAACUAAUUCUUAGCCACCAUAGUGAGAAACUGGCAAUUGCAUUUGGGUUUAUGAAUACACACCCUGGUACAAUUAUCCGAGUAACCAAAAACCUUCGCAUAUGUGGAGAUUGUCACACUGCUGGUAAGUUCAUCUCCAAGAUAAUAUCUAGGGAAAUAAUUCUGAGGGAUAACAAUCGCUACCAUCAUUUCAAGGAUGGAAAGUGUUCUUGUGGAGAUUUUUGGUGAGUCUAAGUCAAAUAAGUUAUGAAGAUUUGUUUAGAAUAGGAUCUUGAUAACUUUCCAGGGAUUUCCCUCCUUUCCCUUGAUGAUAAUAGCGCAAGCAGAGCUGCAGACAUGAUUGUGUUUCCUCUUCCAACUAAGCAAAAUAGAUCUGAAAAAGGCUCAGCUGAAUGAAGCGAAACUUUUGGAAGAUCAAUGUUGAGCAAAUGAAGAGACCAUUGAACUAAUGGAUAGUGUUCACCUUGCUGCAGAAAAACCCUAAGAUGUAGAAGUUGAAUUCCAACCCCAUAAGGCAGAGUCAUAUGAAAGCUGAGAAAGCUUGUCUUUUGUAAGAGCAACUGGUUAUGUGCAGCAAGCUUACAUGAAACAAGCUUGUAGAGAAAUCCAUGAAAUAGAAGCAGUUGCUCAACUAGGGGUUCGAGUUUCCUCCCAAAGCUGAAAGAUGUUUUUUAUCCUGUGACGUUGUAUAUGCAUGAAUAAAGUGGGGAACAAAAAUGAAUACAAUUCUUGAUAACAAGCUAACUCUGUAGCCACCCUUUCAAUUUACACAUUAUAGAAAUCUGUGACUGCAGUGUGAGCUUUGAACUCUCAAAUGGACUAUGAAUGAUUAAAGUAUCCAGCCUGUGGUGAUUGUGCCCUUGACUUUUAGUGCUUUCUUCAUGUAAUUGGUAAUGCAUUGUGAACAAUGGAGGUGCAUAUCCUGCAGGUUUGAUACUUGUCAAGCCAUAUGGGUUGAGAAUACAUAUUUUUGUGUAACAAAAUCCCACCACAGGGAUUUGCCACAUGUAAAUCUCACGAUAAAAAAAAUUGGUGGCUGUCUCCCCCUCUUCAUCAUUUGCAUUAAAAAGAGACAGUUCUCAUAUGAUUGCUGAAGGAAAGAUGCCUCUGAAAAUGGCACAUGAGAGCAUUUUUGUUGAGUGUACAGGGAACGACAUAAUUUUAUAUGAAAAGAUUGGAGUGAGAAGUCUUUGUGGAGCUCGAUCCUAGCCUCUAUUUGGAGGAGGGGUUGUGAAUCAUUUAAGCUUCUAAGAGAUCUCAUCUACCAUUUGAACAACAUUCACCGGUUGAUGAUAUAUAAACCCUAUUUUGAAGUUUGUUUUCCCUUUCCACGUGCAGCCGUGAUACCUGCUUCUGAAAAUCAUGAGACCUUAUGCCCAGGGAUCUACAAAUUUCUCAUAAGAAGGCACUGAACCUGCUCACCCGACAUCCAUACACAUCUAACUCUCCCACUUGAGAUCCAUCCAGUCUAGGCCAUCAGGCCAGCCUUGCAUGGAUAGCAGUAAACAAACUACUAGUAGUUCCCUUUAUCAUUUGUACUGGUUAUUGUUGCUUAUGUUAUUCAAUUGCAUUUUUAAGACCAUUUGUUGUUGUAUUUUUGUCUGAAAAUAAAUCAGAUCAGGAACUUUACGUGGACAAAUUACUUACUAUAAACAAGAAGCUUUUCAACA